Messenger RNA from Sphenostylis stenocarpa, 975 nucleotides. Lineage: Eukaryota; Viridiplantae; Streptophyta; Magnoliopsida; Fabales; Fabaceae. The record is from the annotation of a GenBank genome assembly.
AUGUGGUUUAUUUAUGCAGGGAAAGGAGACCUAGUGAGUUGCUCUAGGGAGAAGAACUCAGAAUUAUUUUAUGGUGCUCUUGGAGGAUUAGGUCAAUUUGGGGUGAUAACAAGAGCAAGAAUACCUCUAGGACCUGCACCAACUAGGGUGAAAUGGCUCCAUCUGCUUUACACCAACUUCACUGCAUUUUCUAGAGAUCAAGAACAUUUAAUCUGUUUCAGUGAAAAGAACGACACUACUGCAUCAGAUUAUGUAGAAGGCAAGCUUCUAUUGAAUCAGCCACCACUGGAUCUUUCCUUUUAUCCAGAUUCUAAUCAUCAAAGGAUAACUUCACUAGUAACUCAGAAUGGCAUUAUCUACAUCAUAGAGCUUGUCAAAUACUAUGACAACAACUCUCAAGCACGUGUCCAGAAGGAUGUGGCAGAUUUGGUGAAAGGGUUAAGUUUCGUACCAACGUUUAUCUUCGAAAAAGAUGCAUCAUACGAGGAGUUUCUGAACAGAGUUCAGGCAGAUGAGCUGUUUCUAAGGUCAAAAGGACUUUGGGAAGUUACUCAUCCUUGGUUGAACAUCUGGAUUCCAAGAUCUCGAAUCUUGGAUUUUAACGAAGGUGUCUUCAAGAACAUUAUUCUUAAGCAGAACAUUUCUAGUGGAAUUUCUUUGGUCUACCCAAUUAAUCGAAACAAGUGGGAUGAUAAGAUGUCACCAGUUACACCAGAGGAAGAUGUUUUCUACGCUGUAAGUUUUCUGCGUACUGCAGAUUCCUUAGAUAUGGUGGAGAAAUUUCAGGCUCAAAACCAACAAAUAUUAGAGUUUUGCAAGCGUGCUGGUAUUAAGAUCACGGAAUAUCUCACCGGGAACAAAACACAAGAACAAUGGAUGGAACACUUUGGUUCAAAAUGGAAACUUUUUGCACAUAGAAAAGCUGAAUUUGAUCCCAACAAAAUAUUGUCACCAGGGCAAGGGAUUUUCCAAUAA